CGUGUUAAACAUAUAAAAAAGUAGAAGUUGCUGGAAGUCGUUGUAUUGCUGGGGAAACUGUUAAAGUAUUUUUCUCCACGUUGAUAUUAAGUACAUCAAUCUGAAAAUAUGACGUGUUUCAGUUUUAAUACUUAGACGUUUGCAUUUCGGUUACGUUUUAAAAAGUUACAAACAUUUAGCUUCUUCAUUUUUUCAAUUAAAUGUAUUUAUUUUUAUAUCUCCUUAAAUAUUAUUAUCGAUUUGUUCAAGUCCUAUGCUGCUACAACACUAAUUCGAAGCGCAAAUUACAAUAGCACAGUCUUUUCAAUGUCCCUGAACGCACCAUGAGGAUCAGACAGGAGCAGAGUAGAAACACCGAAGAGGAGAAACAAGUUCACGCCAUUAUCACGCUUUGGUGUUUACUUUAUUAACAGAGUUUUGCGCGUUCUUAAACCGUCAACACGCGGCUGAUUUGAACUUUAUCGUCCCGGAUCCGUCGACGGAGGGUUUGUUGUUGUUACUGUUGUUGUUCUGGCUUCGGUUGAGACACAGUUGACUUGUGUUUUUGGUCUCACUGAGACACGGAACCAGGGACAGACACAGGCGGGGUUUCGGUGACGACUCUCGGCGUCUCUGCGGACAAAUGUCCGCAGCGGUGAAAUGCCCAGAGGAGCUGGACUUCAGACUGAGCUUUGAGGAGGAAGAGGAGCAGAAGCGGGAAGAAGAAUACGGGAGCGGCGGACACUCAACAGGUCAUGUUCCACUCAGUCAGUCUGUGAGUCAGGACCAGUUGAAUCCUCCUCCAUAUUUCAGCACCACAGAUGGUUACCAACAUGUGCUCUACCAACCCCAGGGGUCCCAGCAUGGAACCCAGGGGAACCUCAGAACCUUUGACUGCCCCAGUAUACAGAUUACAUCCAUAGCUCCUAACCACCAUGUGGAGCCCUGUGUUGGGGCCGAAGAUCUGGCAGUGGGGGGUGCAAAUGGGGGCUACAGUGAGACCUCCUGGAGCAGGGACCAGCUGUACCUGCCUCUGGAUCCAUGUUACAGGGACCCAGUGCUGUGUCCGAGUCCCUGCAGCAGCAUGUCGUCCAGGAGCUGGAUGUCAGACCUCUCGUCUUGCGAGUCCUUCUCACACGUCCACGACGACGUAGAAGCAGACCUCGUCGAUGCUGCUGCUGCCGUUGCUGCUGCUGGGCGUCCACCGGUCGGAUCGCCCCUGGGGUCUCCUUUCGGUUCCCCAGGAUGUGGAGGUGGAGCCUUUGGUGUGGAGUUGUGGCAGCAGAAGUACCAACAUCCUGGAGCCUUCAGCCCGUCUCUGUCGCCCCUUCAGUCUCCUCGUCAGUCGCCCUGUCAUUCCCCU
Molecule: messenger RNA, 1342 nt
Organism: Cynoglossus semilaevis (tongue sole)
Lineage: Eukaryota; Metazoa; Chordata; Actinopteri; Pleuronectiformes; Cynoglossidae
Product: nuclear factor of activated T-cells, cytoplasmic 3-like
Exons: 2
Biological process (GO): calcineurin-NFAT signaling cascade; regulation of transcription by RNA polymerase II; cytokine production
Cellular component (GO): transcription regulator complex
Molecular function (GO): transcription factor binding; DNA-binding transcription factor activity, RNA polymerase II-specific; RNA polymerase II cis-regulatory region sequence-specific DNA binding
Source: RefSeq, a predicted model, not a curated record